AUGGAAGCUGAUCCAAAAAAUCCUUUUGUUGUAUCUGGAACACCUAUUGAGACUGAUGAAAAUAAUUCAUCUUAUCAUCCAAGUUCCGAUGAACAAGAUGAUGAUAGUUUGAUUGAAGUAAAUAUAAAAAACAAUUAUUCACUUAAUUGGUUUACGGGGCCUGGUGUUAUUAAAUCUUCAUUAAGUGAGGAUGCAAAAAAAGUGAUCGAGCCAGAAUUAUUAAACAUGAUUUUUGAUACAAUCAAAAACGAAUUUGCUUCCCACCGUUUGUCGGAUAAUGAUGUUCUUCGAUGUCAUAAAGUGGCAGAGAUUGCAAGUGAAAGUUUCGAAAAAUGUAAACUGCUAUUGAGAAAAUGGCAAAGGGAUCUGGAUGAUAAUCAGGAAGAUUUAAUUCUAGAAACGUUUGAAUCAAUGUCAACUGAUGUUCUAGAGGCAUCUGCAUAUAGAAAACGUAAAUUCGACCCUUGCUACAAGGACGAAAGGCAGAUUUUUCCAUACAU
Messenger RNA from Racocetra fulgida, 500 nucleotides. NCBI's taxonomy places the organism in Eukaryota, Fungi, Glomeromycota, Glomeromycetes, Diversisporales, Gigasporaceae. The record is from the annotation of a GenBank genome assembly.